AUGGCAUACGAUAGGGCAAGAAGGUUUCCGAAAUUAAUCACCCAAACACCGCCCACAAUUGGGCCAGGAACGUACGACGUAUCGGAGUUGCCACAACCUAAAAGACAUCUCGGUAAAACAGGCGGCGUCAGCAUCGAUUUUACGGAAGUCAGGUUCAAGGAUAAGAUACCCGAAGGUCCAGGCCCGGUAGACUAUGACGUGGCCACCGAUUUACUUAAACCACAAAAAAUAAGAUCUCAUCCAGGUACCUGGAGAGGUCCUGCUGGAAAGGAGACAAAUACCACGACGUUGAUGUACAAAGGUAACUUUUGGAGCAGGAUGACAGGAAGAACCGAGCCGAGACCUUUCUUGACUCCAGGCCCUGGAGAUUACGAACACGAAACGAAGAUGACAGCCACUCAGGUGCACGACGAGACAAAUUUUCCAGCUCCCAAUAGCUACGACGUGAAAGGCAAUUUCGAUAAAUACCACAGUGUCCCGUGCAAGUGCGACCCGUAUGCUUUAGAACCAGUCCCUUUUGGGCAAACUUCUAAGAGAUUCGAUUACGGGUCGCAACCUGACGUACCUGGCCCAGGUAUGUACGAUCCCCGGGUCCAGGUGAAGUGUACAGGCUCCAUUUACCAAGCACCUUUUGGUACCUGUGCUAGUCGGUUUAGAAAGGUUUCCGAAGACACGGGACCAGGCCCCAGCGAUUACCAUUUGAACGUCGGUAACUUGGCUUACGAGUCACAGGAGCGAUACAGGUACACCUGUACGAGGCCAGUGCAGCCUGAAGUGUACCUCGAUGAAAUUUCCAUGUACAAAGAGGGAGAUUACGAAUCCGAAUGUUCGGAGGAAGAAAUGGAAGAACAGAGGAGCAACGUGUACCACGCUGCUUUUAGAUCUAGGACAGAGAGGUUCCCCAGAAUCGGAAAGACGGCUCCCGAUCCUGGAGCUUACGAGGUCUUAACGGCUUUCAAGGCAAAUCGUGAUAAAUGCGACUUCCUUUGCCCCCGAAUGGCUGCUCCCUUCGGGACGAGGAGCGUUCGACGGCUACAGAUUGCGCGCGACGACAAGGACUUGCCAGAUCCGACCUACUACGACGUGUCCGGCGACAUAUCGGAGAACGCGAAGGGUGGUGUGAUACCUCGAUCCCGACCGAUAGAUGACACACCGGUCACCCCGGCACCGGAUCGCUAUUGCAUUCACCCCUAUCUCUCGUCGUCGGUGGUGAAGAAAUCGUUCAAUGUCUCCCUGGGCAAACCGAAGGCUAUCGCGGAGUUGGAGGAACAGGAAAAACAAAAUAAGGGAGCUCGUUGUCCGUGCACGAGGAAGAAACUUCGCUGGUUCAGUCCAUCCGUACAGGAAUACAAGUGUCACACGUUUUCCAUCUGA
This is a messenger RNA of Eufriesea mexicana, 1374 nucleotides long. RefSeq names its product sperm-tail PG-rich repeat-containing protein 2. Lineage: Eukaryota; Metazoa; Arthropoda; Insecta; Hymenoptera; Apidae. The transcript has 9 exons. The record is from RefSeq and is a predicted model, not a curated record. The coding region runs from base 1 to 1374 and encodes 457 amino acids.